Carassius auratus (goldfish) is the source of this 811-nucleotide messenger RNA. Its product is annotated as lymphocyte antigen 6B-like. The transcript is spliced from 4 exons. Bases 108 to 464 code for a protein of 118 amino acids. NCBI's taxonomy places the organism in Eukaryota, Metazoa, Chordata, Actinopteri, Cypriniformes, Cyprinidae. The record is from RefSeq and is a predicted model, not a curated record.
UACAGAAAUGUUAUCCUCUCAUGUUCUCAUGUACCCCCACCUGUUUUGAAAAGCUAUAAAAUGAGCACUGAACCCAACCUGUUAUUUCAUUCACCACCUGGUCGAAGAUGGAUCUGCAGAUCUCAGUUUUUCUUCUGUCUUUGCUUUUCACUGCAGGACAAACUCUCAGCUGUUAUAAGUGCACGCUUACAUGUGCAGACCCAAAUGUGGAAACAUGUCCAAGUGGAUCUAACAGGUGCUCGAUUCUAACAACCGUGUCUGGAAGUGGUUUCUUACAGGUGACAACCAAAACUAAAGAAUGUGUACCUGAAGCUUAUUGUAAACCUGGGACCCAUCAGGGAUUUAUUGGGACGGCAUCUAUCCAGUGCUGUGACACUGACCUUUGCAAUGCAGCAGAUGGUGUGUAUAAGAGAAGCUUCCUCCUGCUGUGGUCUCUUCUGUUUUUCUACAUCCUGUUCCAGUGAAUCCGGCUCCACUGCAGAUUCUACCGUUGCAGCAAAAACUCAAUGUCACACACAUUUCUAUUCAUACUUUAAUGAACUAAAUGGUGUGCAAUGUUGUUCUGGUGUUGGUGUUUUUUUAGUAUCAUGAUUUGAGGAACAUAAACUUUGUAUUGUAAUAAACAAUUAAACAAACUCUGCAUUAAACAAUGUAAUCGACAAAUAAUGAUAUAAAAUAAACACUUUAUAUAAUAAGUCUGCAAGAGUUUGCUGUCAUUUUGUGCAAUAAUAGUAACUGCAAUCAAGACUAUGCAUUUCCUGUAUGUAUUUUCUCUGUCUCUUCAUAAUAAAAAGUUAAUAAAGAAAAACCA